UAGUCGCUGCUCCGACUUCGCAGUUAAUAUUUAGUUACUUAACUUAAUUUUAGUCUGCGCGUCGGUGGAGACUUUAUCGCACCGUGGAAGAUAAGAACGUGUAUUGCUUUAAAGUUACAGUUUUGCAGGUUUAGCAAAUCCAGGUUAGGUUUGGCCUGGUUCAAAUGGAGGUCAGUAAGGUCUUCAACCUGGAGGAUGACAUGGUGGAUGGAGACCUUGGUGAUGGAGUGGGUGUCAGAGCAUCAUCCAGCUCCGCAAGUAAGAAGAACCAAAGUUUUGCUGCUCUCUCAGAGACCCUGCUGCCCCAAGCAGAGCUCCUCCGGCGCAGUAGCCAGGCAGGAGAGACAGCUUGGAUUGCUGGAAUGAAGACUGCAAAGACACAUCAGGGAUUCGACUGGAGGGUGCCACAUUGUGGCUCCCUUGAUGACAUGUCCAAAGCUGAGCUGACAUACAGACUACAGGAAGCAAGUGAGGUGAUAGAUGUCUUGUGCUGUGAGCUGGAGGUGGCACAUCGUUACCUGGAAGGCAAAUAUCAAGCUCUCAAGAUAUUACAGGGAAAGGCCAUUCUUGACAAAGCCACAAGUCACACUAAAAGUCUCCUGCAGAAAAGUGAUGAGAGGGCCAAGGCUCUGGAGAAGGAGGUUAACAGUCUGCAGUGGGAGCUUAGCUUCAGCCAGGUCCAAAUGAAGAAGUUUGAACAAUCCUGGGAGCAGAAAUACAAUGGAAUUUUGAGUGAGAACAAGGCUCUGACUGACAACCUCCAGGAAAGAGAGAAUGAGAUCCAGGAGCUCCGGGCAGAAAAUUCUGUGCUAAGUCGGCAGUGUUUGGAGCUUCUGUCGAUGUUGAAUGUGAGGGAGCAGAGAACUUAUCAAGAAACCAAACCUCAGGACAGCUUAUUGAGAGACGCAAGUGUUUUGGAGCUGGCAGUCUUGGGGGCCUGCCGGUGUCUUGGAGUUGUGGAAGCUUGUCCAUGCAGUCACACUGCUGCUACCAGCAGGAAGCAACUAAUUAAGCUGCAACAGGAGCUUGAUACUCAACGUUCAAGGAGAGAGGAGGCAUUGAUGGUUGCAGAUGCUUUUCGCAUCGCCUUCGAACAGCAGCUGAGGAAACGGAGUGACUGCUUCCUGCUUAUGGCUGAGACAAACAUCCAGAAAUCCCAACACUUAAAAGUUGCAGGUUUAAACAAUAGUCCUUUAAUAAGUGUAAGCCAGAGGUUGAGAGGACUGCUACCUUCCAGUUUGGAGUUGAAGACACCUGAUGGUCUUUUAGAGACUCUCUACAGACUGCUGGAAUUGCUGAAUGACAAGGAUGAGGCGUUGGCUCACCAGAGGAAGGUGAGCAUCAUGUUAGCCCACAGUGCAGAGGAACUGCAGAGACAGUUGCAACUAGAUUCACAUUGCCUGCCAUCAGAUCCAUCAGAGUCCUGCAUCUUGUCAAAGCGACCACAAGAUACAUCAGGGAAUCAUAACUGGUCUCAACAAACAACUGAUUUAUCAGAGUCAAAUGUCCAAGAAGAGCUAGAGCUAGCAGUUCCCCAGCUUCAGCCAGGAAAACCACAAGGCAAGUCUGUGACUGUUCCACAGGAGCCGUCAGCCCCAUUACAGACCAACAUCCCGCCCCUGUCUAACCACAAGAGCAAUGAUUCUAAAAAUGAAACGUCCAGACCAACCAGAGUCCUGAUCCACUCACAGGAUCCAUCCGAUGUCUUGCCUCAGCCACAGACACAGCAGUUAGGUUGGAAAAAGAAACAAGGAAGAUAUGGAUGUAGCCUGUGGGGCUCUAUCUGAAGGACUGGAAUGGAAGCCUAUGAUUUUCCCUGAUUGCUAACUGAUGUCCUUGAAAAACACUCAAAUGUGGUACUCUUGGGCUAUAGAGUUGAGAUGGGACAACAAAAGUGGCAAACCAAAAACUUUUCUGAGAACUUGUUAAACUAGCGGUUACUUAUGUAAAAUGAAGCAUUGUCCUGAAUCAGUUUGAAAAUCCAGUGAGUUUGUCUGGUCAUGUGUCACUUACUUGUGUAGGACUAUGACAGGUUCCUCCUUCUGUGUGAAGGAGAGAAAUGUCUAUCUGAUCCAUCGUAUGCUGGUUAUGCCUUACUGGACAAUGUGAGAGGAAUUAACAUUUCUGUUUUGUGUCUCACUUUUUGACAAACAGUUUGAAAAAAAACUUGAUGUGCAUGGUUAUAAGGAAACAGGGAAAUAGUGUGAUCAUGUUCAAAGGGGAAUUAGUAAAUGGAUGGGUUUAUAAAAUGUUUCACUAUUUUUUUUUACUAACUCUCCAACCUUUCAGCCUUGUAAUUUACACAUACAAUGUGGUUUCUCAUUAUCAACAGCUUAGUCCUUCAGUCUAACAUGUCCUCUUCUGUAAAAUACAGAAGUAUUGGAGUUUAAAUUAAACACUCUAAAUGUCCUCUGUAAUUAUUAAUGGACAUUUUUGUUACGAGACUAGUGCAGGUCCAUGUCAUAUAUUGUGAAAUGUAACAUCUAACUUUGCUUUUGUAAUCAAAAAAAGUAAUUGUACAAUGGUUAGCAUGAUGUGAAUCCUUCUAUUUAAUUUAAUUUAAUUUGCACUGCAAGACUGUCACCAUACUGUCCCCAUGAAAUAUGUUCCAUUUUUGAUCAUUUCAUGAAAUUUGUGAAUAUCAACCUUGUCCAUUUAUGCCUUCAUACUUAACCAAAUUCAGUUGAAGAGACUGGAUGCAGCUCUGGCCUAAUUACAAUUUCAGUCUGAAAUUUUUUUUCUUGACUUACACUCUCAUGUGUCAAAUUUCUUUUUGGUCUAAUAGUGGUACAGGUUAAAAGUUAGAACAUUUUGGUUAAAAUAUAAUCAUAAUGAUCUUUGUCAAAACAGUAUGAAGCAUGUCUGAGCCAACAGAAUAAUUUGGGAUAAGUGUGGGAGAAUGAUGAUGUGAAUGUAGUUACACCUACAGCUUAUUUGUUAUAAAGGACUGUGUAUCUAUGUAUGUGUACCUCAGAAUUUUUUUGUAGGUGAGAUGCUGUUGUUAAGGGCAAAAUAAAGAGGUUGUUCUGAA
Molecule: messenger RNA, 3031 nt
Organism: Limanda limanda (common dab)
Lineage: Eukaryota; Metazoa; Chordata; Actinopteri; Pleuronectiformes; Pleuronectidae
Gene: ccdc125
Product: coiled-coil domain containing 125
Exons: 12
Coding region: 165-1787 (540 amino acids)
Biological process (GO): negative regulation of cell motility; negative regulation of Rho protein signal transduction
Cellular component (GO): cytoplasm
Source: RefSeq, a predicted model, not a curated record